CCUCGCGUAUACCCAGUCACCUUUCUCUCUUCGUGACCGUAGCAUAUGUUUUGCGAACGUCGAUGGCGCUCUCGUGGCUUUGAAAACGGCGCUAUCAUUAACGCUAGUCCAUCAACACCAUCAUCGUUCCAAAAUCUAUCCUCAAAAUUCGUGUGCUAUAAUAAGAACAAAUUAAUUAAAUAUAAUAAAUCUUUUCGCGUGUGUGUCACACUCACGCAUCUAUAUAUACGAUUAAGAACGUUGGCUUUUAUUCGUUAUAUAGACGUGAUAAUAUUUCAAUUUUUUUUCUCUAUUUAUCGUUCGCGGUUUGACAGAUAUAUAGAGAAUUUUGAUUAUAACGUUGAAAAAUAAUAUUCGAGAAGAUGAUACUCUUCAGUGGUCUUUUGCUCUUCCUUGCUGUAUUCUCGAGAGUUGGUUGUACUAGAAACACACCAAGAAGUGCGAGAGCUAGUAGAAAUGACGCAGCAUUGGAAUUUGAAUGUCCUGAAGAAUUUGGUUAUUAUCCUCAUCCACGAGAUUGUACGCAAUAUUAUGUUUGCGUUUUUGGUGGAGCUUUGCUAGAAUCUUGCACUGGCGGUUUGAUGUACAGCCAUGAAUUGCAAACGUGCGAUUGGCCACGUAACGUUGGCUGUCCAGAAGGUGGUUUGGUCAACAAGGAGAUCGAUGAGGAUCCGCUGUUAGAAAGGUCUACGAAAAUUGAGACGUUGCAACAACAACAGCAGCAACAACAACAACAACAACAAGCCCAACAACAGCAACAUCAUCAACAACAACAGCAUCAACAACAACAGCAUCAAUCUGUGCCAAGACCGAGUCAAAGACAACCGAUUUUGAUUACUUCAACAGCUUCCCCAGCACCUCAGACAACCGAACGACAAUACCGUCAACGACAACAAGCUAGAAAUUAUCCCGAGGACGAUUACGAACCACCUAGUGAGAUUGAAAGUGACAGACAACAACGUGUCUACAGAGGACAACCUUCGACAAUAGGACAAGUGCAACGUGACCGUGAUGGACUUCGUAGAAACAUCAUAUCUGAAAGAGAAAAGGAUAGUCUGGUGAAUGCACGCGUUCAAGCGGAAUCUCAUUACAGGACACAAGUACCUUCAACGGAAUCUUCUAGAAUUGCUAAAACUUUGGCAUCAACAGCAUCACCGAUCAUAUCGAAAUCAUAUUACAAUGAUCCUGAUCAAAGUUAUCCUUAUUACACGAUUUAUGAAGAUGACGUUUCGAUGUACAAAGAUGAUGAUUACAAUCAAUACACGGUGAAUCAAACGGUUCCUUUGCAACAACCUAAUGUGAAAAUUAGCGAAGUUAGCACGAAGCAAUAUCAACAAAAAUCAAAAAAAGUUAGUGUCAAUGAUGCUGAUAGAUAUAAUUUGAAUCAUGACGUUACUGCACAAGAUUAUGAUAUUUAUGAGAAUCAGGCUCAAUUAAACAAAAAUAGAUUUAGAAUUUCCGAAGGACAAUCACCUUUAAGAACGAACGUUGUGAGCCAUCCUGUGGUUCACGUGACGACUCCAAAUGCCAUCGUUGACACAUUUGUUCCAUUGACGACUACAACUCAAGCACCUACGACAAGUGCUAGGCCUUAUACCGUUAGUGUUUCAAGUCGUGGUCGUCCACAACAAAUCAAUCGAGGAACUGCACCACCUCGUUCACGGCCAACAUUGAAACCAUCGACGGAGAUAGUUUCGAAGGCCCAAGAAUUCAUCGAUAUCUACAGAUUCCCACCGGUUAGACCAGCUCCGAUUUAUCCGACACCUCAGGUCGACAAGCCGGCUGCAAAAUGCCGAAGGGACGUUUGUCUACUUCCGGAUUGCAGUUGCGGAGGCGCUGACAUUCCAGGAGGAAUUGCUGCUGAGGAGACACCACAGAUCGUCCUUCUAACGUUCGACGAUGCCGUUAAUGAUCUUAACAAACCGUUGUACAGUGAUUUGUUCGAAAAUGGCCGUAAGAACCCAAACAACUGCCCGAUCACUGCUACAUUCUAUGUUUCUCACGAGUGGACAGAUUAUAGCCAGGUGCAGAAUCUUUACUCGGACGGUCAUGAAAUGGCAUCUCAUACGGUCUCGCACAGUUUUGGAGAACAAUUUUCACAACGUAAAUGGGCAAGAGAAGUAGCUGGACAACGUGAAAUUCUUUCGGCAUAUGGUGGUGUCAAAUUGGAAGAUGUCAGAGGAAUGAGAGCUCCAUUUUUAUCGGUCGGUGGUAACAACAUGUUUAAGAUGUUGUGGGAUACAAACUUCACUUAUGACUCUUCUAUGCCAAUUUAUGAGAACAGACCACCCAGUUGGCCUUACACGUUAGAUUAUAAACUGUUUCAUGAUUGUAUGAUACCACCGUGUCCUACCAGAUCUUAUCCUGGAUUGUGGGAAGUUCCUAUGGUAAUGUGGCAAGAUCUGAACGGUGGUAGGUGUUCUAUGGGAGACGCUUGUAGUAAUCCACCAACUGCCGAUGGUGUCUACAAGAUGCUUAUCAAAAACUUCGAAAGACAUUACACGACUAACAGAGCACCAUUCGGUCUAUUCUACCAUGCUGCAUGGUUUACUCAACCCCAUCAUAAAGAAGGUUUCAUCUCUUUCCUUGACACAAUAGUUGCCAUGGAUGAUGUUUGGGUUGUAACGAAUUGGCAAGCUAUUCAAUGGAUCAGAAAUCCAACGCCUCUUGCACUUUUGCAUAAUUUUGAACCUUUCAGUUGCAAUUUUGGAGAUCGACCAAAGAAAUGUAACAAUCCGAAGGUUUGCAAUCUUUGGCACAAAAGUGGCGUUAGAUACAUGAAAACCUGUCAAGCUUGUCCAGAUAUUUAUCCAUGGACGGGUAAAACUGGUAUUAGGAGCAGUCGUAUCGAUAACGAAAUCGAUACACACGAAUGAAAUGGCAAAAUCAAUCAACGUGGCAAUCGAGACCCACCAAUAAGGAUGAAAGAGCCAAAAUGAGAAAAAUCAUAUACACACAACACACAUACACAUACACAGAUCCAUACACAUAAAUCAUCUCAGUGUUGUUCUUUUAUUUCUCGUUCCUUUGAACAAAUCGUUCGAGUACGCCAAGUUGAUUUAAUCCUCUUUUAAUUAUUUUUCCUACUUUUACACUACUUAUUUUUGUUUUCUUUUAAUUUUCCUAAUUUUUUUUUAAUCAAUGAGAAAACAAUUUGAUCAAGCUAGGCUAAAAUUUUGUCGAUUUUGGUGGGUCUGCAAAGUUUUUAAAUCAAAAGAACAAAAAAA
Messenger RNA from Polistes dominula (European paper wasp), 3227 nucleotides. It is a transcript of the gene Cda5, whose product is annotated as Chitin deacetylase-like 5. Gene Ontology annotation, biological process: carbohydrate metabolic process. Gene Ontology annotation, cellular component: extracellular region. NCBI's taxonomy places the organism in Eukaryota, Metazoa, Arthropoda, Insecta, Hymenoptera, Vespidae. Gene Ontology annotation, molecular function: hydrolase activity, acting on carbon-nitrogen (but not peptide) bonds; chitin binding. The record is from RefSeq and is a predicted model, not a curated record.